Platichthys flesus (European flounder) is the source of this 1819-nucleotide messenger RNA. It is a transcript of the gene rwdd3, whose product is annotated as RWD domain containing 3. Lineage: Eukaryota; Metazoa; Chordata; Actinopteri; Pleuronectiformes; Pleuronectidae. The record is from RefSeq and is a predicted model, not a curated record. Bases 84 to 866 code for a protein of 260 amino acids. Gene Ontology annotation, biological process: positive regulation of protein sumoylation; positive regulation of hypoxia-inducible factor-1alpha signaling pathway. Gene Ontology annotation, molecular function: protein binding. The transcript has 5 exons.
CAGCACAAUAACUUCCGGCGUAUCUACAAAGUAGACGGGAGUGAAGUUACAGAGACGGUGUUGAUGGUGUUGACUCCUGAAUCAUGUUUGAAGCUGUCUUAGAGGAGGUCUCAGUGUUGUCGUCGAUAUACUGCGGAGAAGGAGAGUUCCAGCUCUUGGGGCAGUCUGCUCAGGAUGGACUCCUUGUCAAAAUUAACAGCACCGUGUUAGGAGCGGACAGGGACACGAGUCUGUUGUUCCAUCUGCACCCGCGUUACCCCUCCUGUGCCCCCGACAUCUCUGUCUCCUCCACCGCUCUCUCCAGGACCCAGUGUCAUGACAUAAGACAGAAGCUACUGGACCAAGCUGCUACUUUACCAGCAGAGCCAAUGGUUCACAAGCUCGUAGAGUGGUUACAGCAGUGUGAGGAGGUGAAAGAGGAGCAGAGUACAGGUGAAGAUGGGGUGAAAGAGAGAUGGACUGCAGUGCUGUCGUUGGACCACAUCCGGUCUAGAAGUCGUUACAUGGGGCUCCUGGAGCGCUGGAGCCAGCAGCUACAGCUGACUGUGAUUGUAUUAGUGGGACGGCAUAUACUGGUUAUUCUGCAGGGAACCAAACCCUGCAUCAAGGAGUUUUAUCACCUGUUGAAGACAGUAAAGGUGGACGUGGAUUCUUCAGGGAAAAAAUGCAAGGAGAGGAUGAUGAAGGUUCUCAUUGAAACCCCUUUGUCUUGCUCCUAUGAACAUGGUCUCCAGAGAUUUGAGGUGAAGGACUACAAGAUGUUACCAGGGCUGAGCGCAGCCUUUCAGGAACUCCACAUUACCGAGCUUUACGACCAGAUACUGCCUUUGUUGGGUGACUUGACAGCACACAGGUCACCACAGUGACAAAUCCAGAAUCAACACGCAAAGCCUGAAUGAGGGAUCAGGCAAAGACAGGAAGGCCUCACCCCCUUUUUCCCAAUAUGCAAUUACAGCACAACACUAGCUGUGCUGUAUCAUCACAGCUGACACAAAGGUACUUGAUGUGAAAAACAGGGAAGGUUUCACUAAAUGGACGUCAAGUAAAUUUUCUGUGCUAAACAUCAAUCAUGGGUAAAUAAUUAGAUGAAUGUUACUGAUGCCAUGAAAAAUCGUUUUUGGAGCAGGCAUUAUGACUUGUCAGAGCUCAGGUGUUGGUAACAAAAUCAGCGAUGGCUCUGUUCUGUGAAGUUGUGCCAGAUGACGGUGGCAGUGAUUGAACAUGAACAUCACCAGGACUCCAAAAACUGGAGUAACUAAAGCCAACAAUCAGACCUUCAGACCUUUUAUUACUCUGUGGUGGCAUCUGCUGUCUUCUUUGGAGGAAAUUGCUUGGGCAGCAGCAUCUCGACAGCUGACUGAAGAGACUGGAUAGACUGAUUAGGAGGGCCAGCUCGGUCCUGCGAUACCCACUUGACCCAGUGACAGUGGAUGAUGGCGAAGCCGUCUUCUCUAAUAGUCAACCAGUCCAACUCCCAGUAGGACACCAUCACCGCACUGGGCAGCUCCUUCCGCGACAAACUAAUCCAUCCACAGUUAAAAGGAGAGGUAACACAGGUCGUUCCUGCUACCAGUAAAACUACAUGCACAACCAUUAUGGACUGCACUUAACAUUUCUCAACUGUGCCAUAUUCAGUCUGUCCAAUAUAAACAGUUCAUGUUCAAUCUAUUCACUGUACAUAUUCUCUCACAUAAUAUAUUUGUUUACACUAUAUAUAUUAGUUUAAUUAAUUCCAUUGAUAUUUACUUUUUCUUUGAUAUUUUUGUAGUUAUUACUGCUGAUGUAUUUUUGCUGCUGUAAUAAAACAAAUUUCCCCAUU